UCAGUUAGAAUUUGAGCAACCUAAAGAAAUUUCGGAUUCUUUUGAACCAAUUUCUGGUUCUUGCAAUAUUGAUAUGCAAUCGGGUGACAUGGAUUGUGCUAAUUUGUUGAUCGAAGAAAUAAUUGAUCUUUCAAACCCAGCCUUUGUUGGAAAUAAUAAUUUAUUUAUUGAUAAUCAACAUACGGUAUUAACCCGUAAUACUCGACAAGAAG
Racocetra persica is the source of this 212-nucleotide messenger RNA. The record is from the annotation of a GenBank genome assembly. NCBI's taxonomy places the organism in Eukaryota, Fungi, Glomeromycota, Glomeromycetes, Diversisporales, Gigasporaceae.